AUGAAGCUACAAGUGCUCAGUACUACCAUAAACAUAUGCUCUUUUCCUAUUAUAUCUGAGGAUGGGGCUAUGGUUGCACGGAUUGGAACAAAGGCAGUAAACAAUGAUAUUUCUAUUGAGAAGUUGGUGUACACAAUGGACUUAGCGUUCUUGGGAUUGCAUGGCUGGGGAAAAUUACCUAAGAAGGAAGUUGAUUCUGCCUUUAACAAAAGAUUGGAUCCGCUGUCUUUACGCACCCCAAGAGGAACGACGGGUUUCAGUAAAAAUUUGGUGAAGAAUCAAAUUUGA
Molecule: messenger RNA, 288 nt
Organism: Schizosaccharomyces osmophilus
Lineage: Eukaryota; Fungi; Ascomycota; Schizosaccharomycetes; Schizosaccharomycetales; Schizosaccharomycetaceae
Exons: 2
Coding region: 1-288 (95 amino acids)
Source: RefSeq, a predicted model, not a curated record